This is a messenger RNA of Ceratina calcarata, 4668 nucleotides long. Its product is annotated as ubiquitin carboxyl-terminal hydrolase 10. Bases 338 to 3496 code for a protein of 1052 amino acids. The record is from RefSeq and is a predicted model, not a curated record. NCBI's taxonomy places the organism in Eukaryota, Metazoa, Arthropoda, Insecta, Hymenoptera, Apidae. Gene Ontology annotation, molecular function: cysteine-type deubiquitinase activity. The transcript is spliced from 14 exons. Gene Ontology annotation, biological process: protein deubiquitination.
CUUUCUUUUGUAUAACGUAUACCAUUGACCAUGCCGUUUACUGCUAUGGCGGUAUUGGUGUUUCACGGAGAAGGAAGUAGAUUUUCUGCAGAGAUGAUUACAAUUUGAACGGGCAAGGUUUAGUUGCACUUUUAUAGACUACAGAAUUCAGUUUCUUCCAUAUUGAUCAAUGUGCUAGCCAAUAUAAUAUAAUCUUACUUCUGAAAAAUAGAAAAAUCCAGUUACUGAUAAUAAUUGUUCCUCGAGGAGUUCACCGCCUUGUAAGAAUACGACGCCAAAAAAUUCGCGGUACUUAUUCUCAAUCAUCUUAGGUAAUACUUGAUAUUUUAUUAUCUGAAUGGACAAUAAGGUGGAUGUCUCUGAAGUAGAAAAUAUUUCAAUGAUUGGAUCAUCUGAAAUUUUUUAUCUGCCCGAAGUUGCAGAGAUAUCAGAGGUGUUAGAUUCCACUGGUCUUAGCCCAUUAACUUCGUCUUUAGAUCACACCUUGACCCUUCAGGAAGAUAAAUUGCUUUCAUCGGAGGUUAAUAUGGGCAUAGAGGAUACAUGGACCGAAGCGAAUGGUUCCACGUCAGAUUAUGCUAUUCCACUACCACCACCGCCCGGUUUAAACGAUUUCGCGGAUGUUGGUGCGGAUCCUAUUAGCGAUAGCGGGACGGGUAUAGAGUACGGCCCGUUCUUACCUCCUGGCACUCCGGCUCUGAACAAUUUGUUCUCCGAAGGUGGAGAUUCCCAAGAUGAUUCGCCAAUGGAAGAUGUAGUUUUACGUGCCGGGGUAUGCGGCCUCCGUAAUCUCGGUAACACUUGUUUCAUGGCUGCUGGAUUGCAAUGCUUGACCGCGACACCGCCCGUCUUGCGACAUUUUCUGGAUUUACAGCAACGGGGGGAGAAACUGCCUCCCUCCGGCUCGCUGAUGGCACACUUCAGCGUGCUGCUUGGGAAAAUGUGGUCUGGCAAAUAUAGCGUUCUCAGGCCUACCGAGUUUAAACAGACUUUAGGCGCAUAUCAUUCGCAAUUUAAAGAUUACAGACAGCACGAUUGUCAAGAGUUUCUUGCACUCCUGCUGGAUUCCUUGCACGAGCAAAUGAACACGGCUAAGUCCACGAAAAAUUGUCAAACUCCAUCGUCUACAACCACUGCCAACUCGAUUAAUUCGAUUGAGAAUUCGAACGGGAAAAGCGUGUCCCCGAUCACUGCCACUAGCAAUUCCAAUUGUAAACCAGAUUUGUUGGAAAUGUACGAAUGUCUACCAUCGCCAGAAUGCCCGAACAGUCCUAACAUUACGAUGGCAGGCUCACCGAGAGAUCUCGGUUCUCCAAUAGGGGAACUAGAUAGUAUUGCGAAUUCGCCACGAGGCUCACCCUUGAACGAUGGCGACGAUGACGAAGGGACGCUCGAUUCGGACGAGACCGUCGAAGCGAAGUCGAAUACGUUCAUUCACAAUCAGGUCGACGGAAAGAAAAACGAAGUUACAUCUUCCCUAAGGCUGGAGACACUGAUCGAACUUUCUAAAAACGUUCCAAAGUACCAUGGUCUUUACGACAUUCAUAAGGAGGCAAAGACAAGCAAUGCGAAUUUCUUGGUAACGCAGCAAGAAUGUAACAACGAGAUUCAUUACGAUUCCCAAAAGUUUCCGAAGGAGAACAUUCGUAGAAUGCCUUUGGACAAUUCGAACUUAAUGGAGAAUCAUGAUUUCGACAAUAAAAGUAUCAGCGUGAAAAGAAUAAAAGAAGUCAAUGUUGAAAAAGUCAAUUGCGGCGUGGAUUACGCAUCGAGCGGUUCCGACAUAGAGUACGACAACGGUUUAGAGAAAUGCAACGUGAAACGAAUGAGACUCGACGACCAAGAAAAGAAUCAUAAACGCGACGGACAAGGAACCAUCAGUACUCAGUGUACACGAGUUCCGCAAAGUUACGGGAAUGGCGUUAUAGAAACGCAAGACGAGAUCGAGGCAGACAAGCAUUGGGCGAAACAUUUGAGAUCAAACCGAAGUAUCAUCGUCGAUACCUUUCAAGGACAGUUUAAAAGCAAAGUCGUUUGUGCAGUAUGUAAUCACAUAUCUGUAACGUACGAACCUUUUAUGUAUUUAUCUGUUCCGCUACCUCACGCGAUGGAAAGGCAAUUGAACGUUACGUAUGUCCCUGCGAACGGCGAUCAACCUGUCAGAUGCGUUGUUUCAUUGAACAAGCAGUCGCGGAUUGGCAAAUUAAAAGAAGAGCUACUGAAAACGCUUGGCAAAGAAAAUAUUGCAGUAGUGAAUAUUGCACUUGCCGAAGUUCUGUCAAACCAUAUAUCAAAAAUUCUGGAUGACAACACACUUUUGAGAUACAUCAACGAUACGAGUCGUUCUAUAUACGCGUUCGAGCUCACGGAACCUCCGGACGCGUACACUUCUGUGCCAGACGGUGGCGGAGAUCGCAUAAUGGAAGUUGAUUCCGACCAAAAGUGUACGGUUACCGGUGAGGAGAUUCCGUGUAUGAUUUGUCUCGAGGAAUUGGACGGGGAUUUAAAGAGGCACAGUGGAAACAGCUGCAAUUUCGUUAUGUGCGAUACGUGCAUCGAGAAUUACUUCAAGAAUCAAACGGAACCGCAAAUGUGUCCGAUGUGUUCAACGUAUAUGACCGCGUCGUCGUUCGUUAAAAUAGAUCAAACGGGCCGACCGAGGCCCGCGGUCAGGAUCUUGAACGUACCGUUGGUUCUACGUCACGACACGACCAACGAAACGUCGAAUAAUCGGAAGGGGACAAAAUUGUUCGGUUAUCCACAUUUAGUAAGAUUACCUUCGCGAGUGAACGCUGAAGACUUGUACGACGUUGUAAACAGGAACGUGCCGCAGGAGGGAAGUUACACGCUUCAUUUUGUUACCGGACAGGGUCACCAUUGUUCCCGCUGCAUUUAUACUAAACAUUGCACGGGAUGCAGCGUACCCGAAACCGGUAUGGUGGUCUUGUACAACGACGAUACCCUGGCUGUGCGUUACACGGAACAAGUUCCUAAGAUCGCGUCUCCAGUUGAUCACGUCAGCGUCAGCAAACAGAGGCCUCAUCAUCCUUUGUCCUUAUACGACUGUCUCCAAGCAUUUAGUCAAAGCGAAACGCUAGACGAACACAACCCUUGGUUUUGUCCGAAAUGUGAACGAAACCGGUGUGCCACGAAAACCCUUACAGUUCAUAGAUACCCCAAGUUCCUUAUAGUAUACUUGAAACGGUUCGUAUUUUACGAGUGCACCAGUAUGAAAUUGGACGAUAAAGUCACAUUCCCGUUGGUCGGUUUGAGCGUGGGUCAACACUUAUACGAUCUGUACGCUUGCGUCUGUCAUUUCGGAGGAGUCUCGGCCGGGCAUUAUACAGCGUACGCGAAGAACCCUCGCACUGAUGUGUGGUACUAUUACAAUGACGAGAUGACGAGCAGACAGAAACCUCAGGAGGAAGAUUUUAGCAACGCUUAUAUACUUUUCUACAGUCGGCAAGGGACCAACUUAAAAUCGUGCAAUAUAUAACCAGUGCUGGAACGUGCGAACUGGCAAAGUGGUGUCAGUGAGAUGGGAAGAGUAACGAAGGGAGUAGAAGAAUCAAGGGAUGAGCACGAGUCUGCGAGAGGCCGCCUCGACGGAUCGAUCGGACCGAGUCGAAUCGGACGGAGAACUGUUCACAAAUGUCGUUAUCUAUUUUUCCUAGCGAUUUGCCUCCGCAUCUCCUUUCUUUCCUCACGUUGUCCAACGUGUUUCGCUAUACUCUUCGCCGGAUUCCUGGUGAACAUCUUUACAAAUGGUGUAGACAGUACUGCAUAUAAUUAGCUAUCUAUGUAAAGUGAAUUUAAUGGACGGGGUGGGAGGGAGGGGGGUUGUUACACGUAACACGAUCGGAGAAUCGGUUUUGUAAUUCUCAGAUUGGCAUUAACACGAUAGCAGAAGCAACAACAAGUGCGCGCGCGGUUACUCGGUAAUUUGGACUAAUACGCGUAUUUAUACCAGAUAGCGUGUAAACGUACGUCGAGUUUGUACAGUAGGUGAUUAAACGUAGAAUUCGAGGUUUUGAACAGACGUAAUUUAUUAGUGAAUAAUGGCGAGCGUUACGACUAGAAGACACUUAAGAGUUACGAUCGUUGAUAACGGAGCGUAAUCUAUGCAUUGUUUCCUUUUUACUCGAAUCGAUACAAGACUGCUAAACGAUGUUUUCUGAUCUGCAUCUACAUUGUGUACCAAUGCGAAACGUUGUAUUUGCAGAUUAUUUAUUAAAUUAGUUCUGUUGUAAUUUUAUUACAAGACGUUCAUUUUACUCGUUACGUCGCGCUCGUAUCCACAGGCGUACACGAAACACACGCACGCGUUAUAAUACAUAAUCUUCAUAUCUGUUGUUAGCGUGCUACACGUGGGCCUAUUAUUGUAUCAUAGAUACCUUCGCCGUAUAAGUUCACCGUGGAAAUUGUCGUGAAAACAAACUGUCUCAAUAUCUUCCGUCAAAACAAGAGGACUUUUGUCGGCUAAAAGUGAUUACAAUUGUAUUAUAUUUUAUGUUCUGCUCAGCACACACGUAACUUCGUGGCUGUCCCUCCGUUUUCUAAUUAACAAUUAGCUAGCAUAUACAAGUUGACGAACUUUCGGCUAUAAUAUGUCAUUGACUCUCGACAUUAAAAAGAAAUUUAAAUAUAUUGUUGGAAAUAAAGGAAGAA